Molecule: messenger RNA, 3431 nt
Organism: Aphanomyces invadans
Lineage: Eukaryota; Oomycota; Saprolegniomycetes; Saprolegniales; Verrucalvaceae
Exons: 4
Coding region: 37-933 (298 amino acids)
Source: RefSeq, a predicted model, not a curated record
CCACCGCAUCCCACCGAACCGCGGCGCCGUCUCUACAUGACCAUCGUCGGGAAGGACAGCAAGACGAUGGACGAGCUCCUCAAGGACGGAGAGUGGAACAUUUACUACGUCUCUUCUCUGUACAAGUUCCAACAUGAUCGCGACGCGUUGACGACGGAUGCGACGGACCUUCUGGCCUUUCUGCGUAGAGCAGAUGCAUCGCAAGACGACUUGAAGCCAUAUCAAGGCGUGUCCGUGAGUGUCCGGUCGAACGACGAUAUGGCGAUUUUUUCGGUACAAGAGCAAGUCGCAGGAACGGGUGGGUCGUCGUCUGGUCAGUUUGCAGGUGCAUUCGUGUACUUUACCCCUCGAGAAUACCAAGGCAAUCCGUCGGGAAAUGCCCCACAACUACUCCUCCUUCGCGGGAACGAACGCCUCGUCACCAAAGUAUGCGAAUGGGUGCAGCAUCGAUACCAGUGUAUCGUUGCUCUGCAAUCCCUUCGUAUCCGUUCCGUUUCCAUGGAGCAAUUCGCGCAAUCCCUGUUCCUAAACAUUGCGUCCCAGGCUGACGAAGACGAGACAACAGCUAUCCAUACUCCGCUGAAAUUGACGCUGCGCAACGAAGCUGAAGCGAAAGUAGUGCACAGCGUCACAGUGUCGAUACCAUACUUGGACAUUCAAGCAAAGUACGAACUGCAGAGAGAGCGCCGAAACACUCUGGUCGAACAAGACCGCAUGAUUCGAUCACUCGUUCUUCCAUACUGCUCGCAACUCUCGGAAGACAUGGGAACGUACAGUUUGGCUGCCGUGUCUUGCGACGAAUGCGAGCUCGAUAGCCACGGCAUCCUCCGUAUCCUGCGCACAGACCGCCUCACUGAGAUCUUCACCGACUUGCUCGACAUUUUUACUGAACAAGAAGUCACCAUCCCCGAAACACUUGAAACCACUCUUUAAUACACUCGCUUACCCAUACCGACUGAAGUCCAAACUCAUCGACGACGACGGAGCGUUCGCCGUCUCUGUUUUUUCCGCCAGCGCUUGGCGCAACACAGUUUGCAAGGCGCCUCGCGUGUCUUCGCUCAAAUGACCCACGGCGGCCUUGAAGCUCGUGCUAUUUGUCGUGGCGAUCCCAAUCAAGAUGCGGCCGGUGGUUGUCGGCUGGGGCAGGCGAAGCAGCAGUGGUAGGACGAUUUGCAGGCACGUUUCGCCCACCCCCGCCACCUCCAUGGCUGUCAUCAGCACAGAAAUCCAUGCCUCGAUCUCAUUGACGAUAUCGCUUGACAGCGUUCGGACGUCGCCAUGCAGCAGUCGCACAACUGCAUUUCCGAUGCGGUGCGAAAAGACGGGGAUUCCUGCCACGCUUCUCGCACAAGACAAGAUGGUGGCAAUCGACGCGUCGUCGCCGGUCACGUGGCGCAUCCAAGCAGUGGCAAUGCGAUCGUGGAAUUCAAACAAGUCCACGUGUGGACCGAGGUGGAUUGUCGCAGAACUCACGAGCUUGGCAGCAAAUGGAACGACCAAAUUGUGUGCGCCAUCGACUGCAGAGACAGCAAGCCAUUCAAUGGUGUCCAGAAGCUCACGGAGACUUGUUGCUAGCGCCGGUGUCAUCUCAGAGGCCGCGCCAGCUAGGGACGUCAUGACCACACACCGUAGCGUGGCAUCCACGUACAACACGGUUGUCGGGUGGAGCCAGUCGCAUUCCAGUCCACAGUGGCGAAGAAAGUUGUUGGCGACGACAACAUACGCAGGGCCAAACGAAGCGUCCAGCGGCAAAAGGACGGCGGUGCCAGCCGCGGCAGUCCUCAAGCUUUCGAGCACCAACGCCGACAACGAUGCAUCGGUGAGUUUCAACUUGCGCGCAGAUGCUGAUCGCAGGACGACGGUGGUCGCUAGGUGGAUUUGUUGCAGGGUCGUCUGGCGUGCCAACGAAUUCAUCGAUGCCACGGCAGCCUGGACGUAUGCAGCGCCAUCCUUCGUGGACAAGGUUUGAAUGCCGCGGAGGGCCGCGAUUUGGACAGCGUCGUCGGGAUGGGAUGCCAAAACGAAAAGCGUGUGGACAACGUUGUCGUAAGUGUCUGGGGUCAUGGUGUUCCAGACAAUCAAAGUCGGGAGUGCUUCGAGGACAGUGAGUACGCCAGACACGUCUGUGGUCUUGACGGAAAAGUAGAGCAGGGCGAUGGUGAGGACGGUCGUUCGAUCAAGUGCCGACUCGGCCGAUCGUUUGGCUAGCGCCGCCACGAGCACCGGCGCAUACGUCAUCGCGACCCCUUUCAGAACGUCCAAGUCCCGCGUCGACUUGAAAUACUUUCCAGCGUAAUCGAUGGCUCCGUGUGGCGGGCCAGCAUGGAGCAGGCAAAAGUCGCGCAGGGCGUCCAUCCAUGCCGUUGGAACAUGGGGAGGCAGCGUGACCAUGUCAUCUGUAGUGACGGCAACGCGGGCGAGACUGCCGAGUGUCGCGAUGGACAACCGAAAGCGGACAGUGUCGUCGCACGAGGACGCGUCGUAAGUAAAGUCGGGACGAAGCACGAGCUUGACGAGCCGCUGGGCGCCGACUUUGUCUGUGAUGAUCUUGUUGGCCAUGACGUGGGCAAUCGCGACGGCGCCUUCGAGUUGGAGCGGUUCGUAUGCUGUGAGUGUGGCCGGGUCGAAUGGACAUGACGUGGACGGCGCAUCCGAAGCAAACGCGCGGCGAAUGGUCGACGAGAGCUGUGCUUGGUACUGCACAAACAGGGUUUCGUCGGGGACUUCCGGGUCGACGCAACUCGCCAUGAGGUGGCAUACGACGUUGAGGAGCGCCAUCCCGACGCUCUGAAUGUGCUGCAGCUCGAAUCCGUCCAUCGACAGCGCGCUGAUCUGGCACGCAAGCGUCAUGACUUCGUCAACGUACAGGCUGACAAAGUUGGCCGAGUCGGCAUGCUCCGACAGACUAGCGACUGCUGCACGAGUUUUGCCCACAUCAAAAUGCACCGACGCCACGGUCGACUGCGCCACAAGCUCCAACACGGCGACGACGCUGAGCACGGCAAACUCACGCACGCGGCGAUGGAGGCACGGGAUGUCGGCGAGGGUGGCACACACGCGAUGGUUGGUGCGCCGCCAGAUAUCGGACACGGGCGCAGUCGACGAGUUGUGAUGCACGGGAGAGUCUGCUCCUCGGGGACUGGACAAGUCGUCCAUGGACGGCGCUGGGACAGACACAACCCCACCGACCGCAAGGCCACGGCAAAGCAAGAGCCACUCGCACGCUUUGUUGCCGUUGUGGAGGCGCUGGACACCGCAAUCCGUGACGAGGAGCGCUGUGAGACAGCCUUGGAGUUCCGCGAUGGGGUUGGACGGGACGUGGCGACGAUGCCCGGUCGGAAACAUGCCUCGGAACCGAGGCAAGAGCGGGUAGUCGGUGGCAAUUUCGUGCACUUCCAACGCUUGGAAGAGCAUGAGAUGGAGGUGUUCCU